Molecule: messenger RNA, 1056 nt
Organism: Cryptomeria japonica (Japanese cedar)
Lineage: Eukaryota; Viridiplantae; Streptophyta; Pinopsida; Cupressales; Cupressaceae
Product: peroxidase 12-like
Exons: 5
Coding region: 1-1056 (351 amino acids)
Biological process (GO): hydrogen peroxide catabolic process; response to oxidative stress
Molecular function (GO): heme binding; peroxidase activity
Source: RefSeq, a predicted model, not a curated record
AUGGCAAAAGUUGCUAUGCUCUGUUUGUUUUUCGCUCUCUCCCUUUCGUUUGCUCCCGCUGGAGCAGAGAAUGAUCUUUAUUCAAAUGAAGACUGUCCUCUGGCAAAUGGGCUUUCAUGGAGCUUUCAUGAGAGCACCUGUCCCAACUUGGAAUCAAUUGUCAAGAAAUGCAUCAAAUUUCAUCUAAAGAAGGAUAUUACUCAAGUUGCUGGGUUGCUUCAUCUUCACUUUCAUGACUGUUUUGUUCAGGGUUGUGAUGCUUCUGUUCUGUUGGAUGGCUCUGCAUGUGGACCGAGUGAACGAGACUUCCCUCCAAAUAAAUCGUUGUGGGCGAAAGCAUUUGAAAUAAUAAAUGACAUUAAAGAGCAUGUUGACAAGGCCUGCAAUGUCGUCGUGUCCUGCGCAGAUAUUACUGCCCUAGCGGCUCGCGAUUCGGUCGCAGAGGUUGUAGGGCCAAAAUACAAAGUGCCUCUAGGGCGGAGGGAUAGCUUGAAUUUUGCAAGUCGAGAUGCAACACUUGCAAACCUUCCACCUCCAACCUGCAAUGCCUCAGCCCUCAUUGAUGCUCUUGCUGCAAAAGUCCUUGAUGUCAUUGACCUUGUGGCUCUUUCAGGUGGGCACACCAUAGGAAUGGGGCAUUGUGCAUCAUUUGAGGAACGAUUAUACCCCACGCAAGAUAGCAUUCUUUCUAGGGUCUUCACCAAAAACUUGAAAGCCACCUGUCCAACCACAAAUGUCACUAACACUACUGUAUUAAACAUUCGGUCGCCGAACUUAUUCGACAAUAAGUAUUAUGUGAAUCUCAUGAAUCGAGAAGGCCUCUUCACCUCUGAUCAAGAUCUUUACACAGACUCUCGCACCCAACAAAUUGUCACAGACUUUGCCCUCGACCAAGAUCUCUUCUUUGAGAAAUUUGCUUUGGCCAUGGCCAAAAUGGGUCAACUAAGUGUAGUGACAGGCACCAAAGGAGAAAUUAGAACCAAUUGUUCUGCACAAAAUCCAACUCCUUCCAUCACUAUUGUGGUGGAAGAUGAUAUAGAUUUUGCAGAGCUUUAA